AUGUCCAUCAAGUCCCAGCACGACAACAUCACGCUCUGCAUGAAGGGUGUCGGCGUCCGACCACAAGGAACCCGGACCUGCUCCGCCGUCGAGGCCCGCAAGAGGCGCUACUCUCAAGAACUCUUCUCCUACACCCUCUCCAUGUGGGACAGCGACCGCUCGCAGAUUGAGCGCCGCUCGGCCACACACGCUCUCAAUCAGCUCAACCUCCCCACGUCGUGCGAGUUCUCAUCGUCGGCCCCGUCGUCGCCAUAG
Molecule: messenger RNA, 255 nt
Organism: Vanrija pseudolonga
Lineage: Eukaryota; Fungi; Basidiomycota; Tremellomycetes; Trichosporonales; Trichosporonaceae
Exons: 3
Coding region: 1-255 (84 amino acids)
Source: RefSeq, a predicted model, not a curated record